Molecule: messenger RNA, 237 nt
Organism: Pieris macdunnoughi
Lineage: Eukaryota; Metazoa; Arthropoda; Insecta; Lepidoptera; Pieridae
Source: the annotation of a GenBank genome assembly
AUGAGAAAGCGACCCGAGGGCCUCGAUGCGGUUGUGUACUACCCGAGGUUGAUAAACUCACCCACUUCUCUAAGUAGCCGAGUGCCUGAAGAGAGUCGAAUCCCACAUCAGGGGUAUAAGCGUGGUAACACACAAAACGUCCGGCAAAGUUAUGGUGCUGAAGAUGAACCAGCAGCGGGCGAACCGACCCAACAUGCUUCGGGAGGUUCAACUCAUGAACAAACUCAAACAUCCUAA